UAAAUUAAGCCUCCGGAGAUUUACAUGUUUUAGUUUGAACCUACGUUCAUAAACAUUCGUGCAUGAGAGGUGUUGUUUUCAGACAGACCUGAAUGUGAACCUUUCCUGUAACUAAUCUUUUGGACUCGAGGUGUCUCAAGGCACCGUGCAUCAUCGAAAAAGGAAGUCCGGGCAACUGACCGACAUCCUCGGAAGUGAACUCCACAGGUUUAAAGGAGCUCAAACAUCACCAUGAGCCGCGCCGGGACCUCAUCUGUGUUCUCCAGCUAUCAGCUGUUUUUCUUGCUGACCAUCAUCUCUACUGAACUUCCAUAUUCAGCAGCAGGAGGCUCUGCUGUGUCCCUCAAGUCCAACAACACAGUCAACAAAACCAAAUGUGGCGGGGGAACAGACUGCAUACAGGGCGUUAUCCUGCCAGUAUGGAAGCCAGAAAACCCGGCCUUCACCGACCGCAUCGCCAGAGCCACCAUUUACUUUGUGGGGUUGGCGUACAUGUUCCUGGGUGUCUCCAUCAUCGCUGACCGCUUCAUGUCUUCCAUUGAGGUCAUCACCUCCCAAGAGAGGCAGAUCACCAUCAAGAAACCAAACGGUGAGAAGAUCACCACGACGGUGCGCAUCUGGAACGAGACAGUGUCCAACCUGACUCUGAUGGCGCUGGGUUCCUCCGCCCCAGAAAUCCUCCUGUCAGUCGUGGAGGUUUGCGGUCACAACUUUCACGCCGGUGAGCUGGGCCCCAACACCAUUGUAGGAAGCGCCGCCUUCAACAUGUUUGUCAUUAUCGGCUUUUGUGUGUCGGUCAUUCCUGAAGGAGAGACCAGAAAGGUGAAGCACCUCCGGGUGUUCUUCGUCACCGCUACCUGGAGCGUCUUUGCAUACACCUGGCUUUACCUGAUCCUGGCCGUCAUCUCUCCAGGUGUUGUUGAGAUAUGGGAGGGGCUUCUCACACUGUUCUUCUUCCCCAUUUGUGUUGGGUUCGCUUAUGUGGCCGACCGCAGACUUCUUUUCUACAAAUACAUGUACAAACGAUACAGAGCAGGGAAGCAGAAACGAAUGAUCAUCGAAACCGAGGGGGAACCAAACCUUCCCUCAAAGGUUGACAUUGAAAUGGACGGCAAAAUGCUCAACUCCCACGGAGAAGAGUUCAUGGAUGGAGAGACAGGUUUUGAUGAGCUGGAUGAGGAGGAGGCCCGCAAAGAGGUUGCUAGGAUUCUUAAGGAGCUGAAACAGAAACAUCCAGAGAAGGAGAUGGAGCAGUUGAUGGAGCUUGCUAACUAUCAACUUUUAACCCAGCAGCAGAAGAGUCGGGCUUUCUACCGGUGUCAGGCGACCAGGAUCAUGACAGGAGCGGGCAACAUCCUGAAGAAGCAUGCCGCUGACCAAGCUAAGAGAGCCACUGUGCACGAUAUCUGCUCUGAAGUUUCAGUGAACGACUUUUCCUCCAAGGUUUUCUUUGACCCCGGCACCUACCAGUGUCUCGAAAACUGUGGCAGUGUAGCGCUGAACGUGGUGCGUCGCGGUGGAGACAUAACGAGCACAGUCUCAGUGGAUUACCGGACUGAAGACGGCACUGCAAACGCCGGCUCAGACUACCAGUUCACUGAAGGAACUAUUGUGUUCCAACCAGGUGAGACCGAAAAGGAAAUCCGCAUUGACAUUAUUGAUGAUGAUAUUUUUGAGGAAGACGAGCAUCUCCUGGUUCACCUCAGCAAUGUAAAGGUCAUAUCAGAGGGCGGCGGUUCAGACGGGCAUGAAGCAAACCAUGUGGACGCCCUCGCAGGCUUAGGUCUGCCAUGCACGGCCACUGUUACCAUCUUUGAUGACGACCACGCAGGGAUCUUUACAUUCGAGGAGCCAGUGGUGACCGUGAGCGAGAGCAUCGGGGUGAUGGAGGUGAAGGUGGUCCGGACCUCAGGCGCUCGCGGUGGUGUGGUGGUGCCAUACAAAACCAUGGAAGGGACGGCUAAAGGCGGCGGCGAGGACUUUGAGGACACACAUGGAGUUCUGGAGUUUGAGAAUGAUGAGAUCUUCAAAACUAUUCAGAUCAAUAUAAUCGAUGAUGAAGAAUAUGAGAAAAACAAGAACUUCUUCCUAGAGAUCGGAGAGCCUCGGCUGCUCGAGAUGAGUGAGAGGAAAGCUCUGUUGCUUCAGGAAGUCGGUGGAUUCAUCAAAACAGACCGACAGCUGUAUGGCAGAGACGUCUACAGGAAGGUCCAGGGACGGGACCACCAUGCCCCCCCUGCUAUCAUCAACAUCACAGAGGACGGCGGUGAGGUGGUUUUGACCAAGAAGGAACAGGAGGAGAGGCGGAUCGCGGAGAUGGGCAGACCAAUGCUGGGUGAACACGUCAAACUGGAGGUCAUCAUCGAAGAGUCAUACGAGUUCAAGAGCACCGUUGACAAACUCAUCAAGAAGACCAACCUGGCUCUGCUGAUCGGGACAAACAGUUGGAGGGAGCAGUUUGUGGAAGCCAUCACAGUCAGCUCUGGUGAUGAUAAUGAUGACGAUGAAUGUGGCCAAGAGAAGCUGCCCUCCUGUUUUGACUACGUCAUGCACUUCCUCACCGUCUUCUGGAAGCUUUUAUUUGCCUUUGUUCCCCCCACUGACUACUGGAACGGCUGGGCCUGCUUCGUCGUCUCCAUCUCUGUCAUCGGUAUCCUGACGGCAGUGAUCGGUGACCUGGCGUCUCAUUUUGGCUGCACCGUCGGUCUCAAAGACUCCGUCACUGCUGUGGUGUUUGUGGCGUUGGGCACUUCUGUACCAGACACAUUUGCCAGUAAGGUUGCAGCCAUCCAGGACCAAUACGCUGACGCGUCCAUUGGCAAUGUGACAGGAAGUAACGCUGUCAACGUCUUCCUGGGUAUCGGCGUGGCCUGGUCCAUCGCUGCAGUCUAUCACUACUCCAAGGGCCAGGAGUUCAGAGUUGACCCGGGUACACUGGCUUUCUCCGUCACACUCUUCACCAUCUUCGCCUUUAUCUGUAUUGCAGUCCUCAUCUACCGCCGGCGGCCUGAGAUCGGCGGGGAGCUUGGCGGACCCCGGGUCCCCAAGGUCCUCACCACCUGCUUGUUCUUCAGCCUGUGGUUGAUGUACAUCGUCUUCUCCUCUCUGGAAGCCUACUGCCAUGUACAGGGCUUCUAAGAGUUCUGCUUCUGACUGGUUCCGAGAGGUUCUAACAGAACUGAUGAACAGUUCUGAUGGAUUUCCAAAGGCUCCAAUAGGCUCCUGCUUAUUCUGACAGGUUGCUAUAAUUUCCGUUAUUUGUCUAAAGAUUUGAUAGAUUUUUAAAGGUUGUGAGAUUCCUGACAGUUGGUGGAUUCCUGAAGGUUCUAGAGCAACUGUAAGUUCAUGACAGGUUUCUGAAGUUUUGAAUGAAUAGUUUUAAUAGGUUUUUUUCUGAUUGACCGGUUUAUAAGCACGGAUAAAUACAUAUUCUGAUGGACUCUGUAUAGUCUUUUUAUGUUCUUUAAAAGUCUAACAGGUUGACAUCUUUGAUGGGUUUGUAGAAAUCCCACAGGGUCCUGAAGGGUUCUAGGGGUUAUUGAUGGAUUUCUAAAGGUUCCAAAAGGUUCCUGCAUGCUGUGUAAGGUUUCUGUCAUUUGUCUAAGGGUUUGGAACAUCUAAUAGUUCAGCUGGGUUCUGCUAGGUUCCCACAUAUCCUGCCAGAUUCCUAUGUCUCUUAUUAGUCGACAGAUUACUAAAGGCUCUGACGGACAUCUAACAGUUUUAACAUCCACCCAACUAUCAGCUAUACCGCUGAUCCUUUUGAGGGUCGCGAAGGGCGCUGGAGCCAAUCCCAGGUGACAUUGGGCGAGAGGCGGGGUACACCCUGAACAAGUCGCCAGUCUUUCACAGGGCUGACACAAAGAGAAAAACAACCAACUGUACAGUUAUUUUAACUCCUGAACCUCUUUUUGACUCACUCUGGUAAGCAACAUAUUGGACUGUUCUCUGGCUGCUGAGUGCUGGUGACCACCAAGACUUGACUAUCUUCAUCCUCACAUACCUCCCAAACAUUUAAAGACAUUUACCUGCAUCAUAAAUCCUCCACCUGUACCUUUAAGCAAUGUAUAAAAUGAACCAUUUUAAUUUUGACGUGCAUGGACUUUGAAACCACAACCACAGUAAUGAUCACCAACGGUCAUGGUGAUGAAGGAGGCAGCUCAUGCUGUGGACUUCUGAAAACCUGCAGGACUUUUGAUGUCAAAGGCGACUGCAGCGAUAGUGUUGCACCUACAUGAAUAUCUGCACUGAGUUUGAAAUAUAGUUAAUUUUGAAAAAAUAAAUGAAGAAAAUAAGCGUAGGAGGUUCCUCAGUUUGGUGUUGAAGCAAUCAAAGGUCUUUGCUGCACAGACAACAUGAACUCUUUCAGAGACACUACGCUGCUUUAAGUUGGACCUGAGCUGCUGCAGCAGUCAAUUUAAAUGUUUGAGAAAAUAUAAUUGUGUGUAUGUUUGAGUGUGAACACAUACAAUAUGUAACUUCAGAGAGCACUGAGAAGAAGGGACAAUUCACAAUAGUCUGCGGUGUGACUGGUUGUUCGGAAACCGCAGCCGUCUACCAAACGGAUGCCUAUUGGAAGAUAGAAACACAGGAGCUGUUGCUUAUUAUCUGACUACAGAAUGCAGUGUCCUUCCUUCAAAUAUUAAAGUACAGUGAGUGACA
This is a messenger RNA of Xiphias gladius (swordfish), 4662 nucleotides long. RefSeq names its product sodium/calcium exchanger 1-like. Gene Ontology annotation, cellular component: sarcolemma; postsynapse; axon. The record is from RefSeq and is a predicted model, not a curated record. The coding region runs from base 232 to 3138 and encodes 968 amino acids. The transcript is spliced from 11 exons. Lineage: Eukaryota; Metazoa; Chordata; Actinopteri; Istiophoriformes; Xiphiidae. Gene Ontology annotation, molecular function: calcium:sodium antiporter activity. Gene Ontology annotation, biological process: sodium ion transmembrane transport; calcium ion import across plasma membrane; cell communication.